GAGUGGGUAUUUUUGCCCAGCAGUAUUAAAAAAGCUGAUUAGGGGAGAGAGAACAGUGAGGAAGGUAUGAUUCUGAUCCCUUCUCUCCAAUUAUUUCCUCUGCAGUCUUUGACGUUUCCUUUGUAGUUUUCUUUGUGCAUCUCGUCUCUGUAAUUUUUGCUACCUUGUCAGUAGCCAUCACUCCCACUUUACAAACUCACAUAGCAAAGGUAAGGUCAUUGAAAAGCCUCUCGGAAUCUUCAAAGAAAAAAGACACAGCUUCAAACACAAAGUUCGGGUUGUUGUCAUCUUGUAGCUGCGGAAGUUGUAGAAAUUGACCAUCCAGAUUGCCCUUCUCUCACCAUAGGUAUAGUGUUUGUUUGAAGGAUGGUGAGAAUGUUGGUAGCAGUAGCAGUGGUGUUGUUGAUUGUAGGAGGCUGUGUGGAGGGAAAGCCUCAUCGGAUUCUGGUGGAUACAGAUGUUGGCACUGAUGAUUUAUUUGCUCUUCUCUAUCUUAUGAAACUCAACACAUCACAGUUUAAAUUGGAGGCAAUCACCAUUAGUGCAAAUGCUUGGACCAGUGCUGGACAUGGUGUUAAUCAAAUUUAUGAUUUGCUAUACAUGAUGGAUCGAGAUGAUGUUGCAGUUGGAGUUGGCGGUGAGGGUGGAAUACUCCCAAAUGGUACCAUACUCCCUAACGUUGGUGGAUAUCUUCCCAUCAUAGAACAGGGAAUGACAACAGUUGGAGAUUGCAGGUACAGGCGAGCCAUUCCUAUUGGUGUUGGAGGGCGUUUGGACAAUGAUGCCAAUUAUGGUAUCAGGAAAGCAUUCCUACCACAGGGAAGAAGGAAAUACAGUCCAAUGCAACAAGCAAGCUCACAGGAAGUGUUGAUUGAAAAAAUAUCUUCUGGUCCCAUAACAGUGCUUGUGAUUGGAGCACACACAAACAUUGGAAUCUUCCUAAUGAAUAACCCACAUCUGAAGAAAAAUGUGGAGCGUAUCUAUAUAAUGGGUGGGGGCGUAAGGUCAAGCAAUCCAACAGGUUGUUGCCCUAAGAAUGCUUCACCUUCCUGCAUGCCUCGCCAGUGCGGUGAUCGGGGGAACAUAUUCACAGACUUUAAUACUAACCCUUUUGCAGAAUUCAAUAUAUUUGGAGAUCCUUUUGCUGCAUACCAGGUGAUUCAUUCUGGAAUUCCUGUCACUCUUGUUCCUCUGGAUGCAACAAACACAAUCCCUAUCACUAAAGAAUUCUUUGACGAAUUUGAAAAGAGCCAAGACACAUACGAGGCACAGUACUGUUUCAAAUCCUUGAAAAUGGCUCGUGAUACUUGGUUUGACGACCAAUUCUAUUCGAGUUAUUUUAUGUGGGACUCUUUCGCAGCUGGUAUAGCCGUCUCAAUCAUGAGUAAACCCAAUAACCAUAAUGGGGAAAAUGAAUUUGCUGAAAUGAACUAUAUGAACAUAACUGUUAUAACUUCAAACAAACCUUAUGGGGCAUCUGAUGGAUCUAACCCUUUCUUUGAUGGCCGAAGAAUUCCUAAGUUCAAUCUAGAGAAAGGUGGGGUGCAUAGUGGUCAUGUUCAACAAGGACUUAGAGAUCCACUUUGUUUUGUGAAAAAUGGGAAAGGUAGAUGUCAGGAUGGUUACACAAAAGAGGUAAGUGGUCCAGACUCAGUGAGGGUACUUGUUGCCACAAAAGCAAAGCCUAACAAGGANGUUAGGAGCAAACUUGACAGAGAAUAUUUCAUAAACUUCUUGAAUGUUAUGAAGGAUCCACAAAAUUCUGGGAGGUUCAACUUCACCACACAGUUUCCUUAUUACAAAGAAGAAAUUUACAAGCCAAAUUUUCAAAAUAAAACACUGGGGAAACCUGUUGUGUUUGACAUGGACAUGAGUGCAGGAGAUUUUCUUGCUCUAUUUUACCAUUUAAAGCAAUCUUAUAGCAUGUAUCAGCAUAUGGGCACGUUCUUGGGAGAAAUUCUUGGCGCAGUUGUCUUGGGUGAUAGCUAUUCAGGUCUUGAUCCAAAAUUUGAGGAGAAGCUCAUUAAAGUCUUGGCUGAUGGUAAUGAAUCGAGAGAUGGAAAAGUUGUGGUGGAUGAAAAAGGUGGAAAAUUAGUGAGAAUUUUAACGAAUGUGAAUGCCAAAGCCUACUAUAAAUUGUAUGCAAACAAGCUUGGCCAUGAGGAACAGUCAGCUAAGAUAGGGAGUUUUGAGGAACAACGGAGAAGAUGGAGUCAUCCUCAGUUGAAAUUAGAGAUCUUUACUUCACUCUUUACUAAGUGAAUUUUAAACAUAACUUCAUCUCAAUAAUUAAGGUGAAAACUUAAACAAAUUGCAAUCUAGUUUUUACAUCAAUUGCUUCUUGAUUGCCACCGUUCAACUUUGAGUAAUGAAGAAAAAAGAAAGGCGUCUUCAAAGAGUAA
This is a messenger RNA of Vigna radiata var. radiata (mung bean), 2402 nucleotides long. RefSeq lists its product as uncharacterized. Gene Ontology annotation, molecular function: hydrolase activity, hydrolyzing N-glycosyl compounds. NCBI's taxonomy places the organism in Eukaryota, Viridiplantae, Streptophyta, Magnoliopsida, Fabales, Fabaceae. The transcript is spliced from 12 exons. The record is from RefSeq and is a predicted model, not a curated record. Bases 367 to 2262 code for a protein of 631 amino acids.